This is a messenger RNA of Mytilus trossulus (common blue mussel), 1063 nucleotides long. Its product is annotated as 17-beta-hydroxysteroid dehydrogenase 14-like. Bases 81 to 914 code for a protein of 277 amino acids. The record is from RefSeq and is a predicted model, not a curated record. Gene Ontology annotation, molecular function: oxidoreductase activity. The transcript has 9 exons. NCBI's taxonomy places the organism in Eukaryota, Metazoa, Mollusca, Bivalvia, Mytilida, Mytilidae.
UACACAGUGAACAUUGUUACAUAAUUUAUUAUCACUUUAAUACAUGUACUAGGUAAUUUAGAUAAACCAAUGUAUAUAGUAUGGAAGGUCACCUACGUUACAAAGACAAAGUUACUGUUAUAACGGGCGGAUCUAGUGGAAUCGGGAAAGGUUGUGCAACAGUGUUUGUUCAACAGGGAUCAAAAGUAGUAUUUUGUUCAUACAAUGAGAAGGAAGGCAGAGAAGCAGAAAGAGAGCUGAAUGAUAUAGGACCAGGUGAAGCAUUAUUUAUAUUUGCUGACGUCACAAAAGAAGAUGACAUAAAAAAUCUUAUAAACAAAACAGUAGAAAAGUAUGGACAAAUUGACUGUGUCAUCAAUAAUGCUGGACAACAUCCUGAGUACAGAACAAUAGAUGAUUAUACAGCAGAAGAGUUUAGAAAGUUAUUCGAAGUUAAUGUUCUUGGAUACUUCCUAGUUUCAAAGUAUGCACUCCCACAUUUACGGAAGACAGAAGGCAACAUUAUCAAUAACAGUAGUAUGACUGCUUAUACGGCGGCUGGUUGGUCUUCAAUGUAUUGUGCUACAAAGGGGGCUGUAAGUGCUAUGACAAGGGCACUGGCAAUAGACGAAGCUAAAUUCAACGUCAGAGUCAAUUCAUUUUCCGGUGGAAAUAUCAAUACGCCCUUAUCUAAUCAAUUCAUCAAUUCGACAGCAAAUCCCGACGAGACUGGACAGAUAUUUAGCAACAUCUCAUUAUUAGGCAGGCGAGGAACAGUUGAGGAAUGUGCUAUGACAUGUCUUUAUUUAGCAUCAGAUGCCACAUUCAGCACAGGAAUAGAUAUACAUGUCUCGGGUGGUGCAGAACUGAACUAUGGUUGUAAAAAUGUAAAAACAAAAGAAUUCUGGCCUAAUUUAUUCUUAAAGAAACAAUGAAAUUGCUACUUAAGUUAUCAAAUGUGUUGGACGAAGUUAUAUUUGAUUCACUCUGUUGAAAGUGUAAAACAUCAUAGAUUUUACAUUCAAAUUAGAUAUUUAGAAUCUGGAGUUAUUCUUAUUGGAUCAAAUAAAAUUUUCUCCAUGUU